AUGUUAAUGGGUACUGUAGGUUCAUCAUUUUUAUCUGCUUCGCAAUCGACAAUUAAUGAUGCAAAUUGUAUUCACAAUGAAAAUUUAUCAACAUCAAAUUAUGAAUAUCGAAAAGAAACAAUGCCAGUUAUAGUUGAUAUUCAAAGUAUUGAAUCAUCAAACACACAAAGAUCUUGUAGAUUACCACGUACUUCAACUAUAAGUUAUGGUCCUAUACAUGUAAGAAAACGUCAUACAGCGGCUCCAACAUUAGCUACUGGACGUCGUUCAAAAGAUAUGAAAAUGGAAGGUGAAGAAGCUAUAAAACGUGAAAUACGACGUCAAAAAAAUCGUGAAUCAGCAAGAAAUUUAAAAAAAAUUCGAGAUAAUGUUGAAAAUGAAUUAAAAAUUCAAAUUCAAGAAUUAGAAGCUAAACAAAAUGAUUUAUUAAUACAAAUAGAAACUCUUCAUAAACAUAAACAAGAUCUUGAAAACAAAUUUCAACAAACAAAUUCACUAUAUGAAUUCAUUGCUCGAACAACACCAAAUAGAUUAGUAGAAGUUGAAGAAACUAAACCACAAACAUUAUCACCAAUUCAUUAUUAUUCGAUGGACCAACAACAAGAACAAAGUCCUUCAUCACCACAAUGGCAAUUAUUAUUUAGUAUAUGA
This is a messenger RNA of Rotaria sp. Silwood1, 651 nucleotides long. The record is from the annotation of a GenBank genome assembly. NCBI's taxonomy places the organism in Eukaryota, Metazoa, Rotifera, Eurotatoria, Philodinida, Philodinidae.